AUGGUGUCAGGAGGAAAGAGGAGGAGGGUCUUCUUGCUUGUAAUCCAAAAAAUUCUUCUACUAAUUGUAUUGUGCUUAACAAGUAGGUGCUGCAAAGCCCAGCAAAAGCAUGAUCAGCACUGCAAUACUUCGUCUUGCGGGAAUAUCCGUGACAUACGCUACCCUUUCCGGCUGGAAGGCGAUCCCCAGCACUGUGGUCUUCGCGACUACCAACUUGCCUGCAACAACAAUCGCGCUAUACUACAACUUAAAAGUCCUCCUGAUGCAGGGUACGACUACAAAUUCAACUACUCCUACUACGUGGAGGCAAUCACUUAUGACAACUUCUCCAUUCGACUUGUUGAUCCCGGUCUAGACAAGGAUAAUUGCUCUUCUCUUUCACUUCAUUCUCUGCCAUAUAAUUCUUUUAGCAGAAACUCCAUUUUUACACGGAGAUUCUUUCCUUCUUUCAUAGGUUCAUAUAAUAAUUAUGAUGUUGUAUUCAUAAGCUGCCAGAAUCCUGUAAAUAGGAGUGGAUAUGUGGACACUGGCUUUUGUGAUAAAAGAAACACUACUUCCACCUCCAACACUACUUCACCAUCUCCGUUGCAAAAUCAUAAUUAUGUUGUAUUAGGAGAAAUGGAUUUCUCAGAACUGGAGGACUCCUGCAACAUCGGCAGUUCGGUUUUGGCAUCAGAAGAUAUUCUACGGUGGCUCCUGACGGGAGACAACAUUUCUUUUUCGGACUUAUAUGACGGGCUCGCAUAUGGGUUUGAGCUUAGAUGGUAUCGCGUCUAUUGUGGACAUUGUGUAGCAAGAGGCGGCGAGUGCUAUUCCAUAGAAAAUAAUAUCUAUUGCGACUACUGCGCUGAGCUAAGUUUUGCUUUUGACACCCGCAUAUUCCAUUGUGAGCUUGGUUCAGCGGUUGCUAUAUGUUUGCACUCUAGUAUACAAACCAAUCGGAUGGUUUAUUGCAGCAAGGUCCUUCUGCGGGAUUUCAUUUCUUCUCGCAUUAGUGGUAUAUAA
This is a messenger RNA of Ilex paraguariensis (yerba mate), 1005 nucleotides long. The record is from the annotation of a GenBank genome assembly. NCBI's taxonomy places the organism in Eukaryota, Viridiplantae, Streptophyta, Magnoliopsida, Aquifoliales, Aquifoliaceae.